This is a messenger RNA of Neocloeon triangulifer, 1676 nucleotides long. Its product is annotated as antichymotrypsin-2-like. The coding region runs from base 186 to 1553 and encodes 455 amino acids. NCBI's taxonomy places the organism in Eukaryota, Metazoa, Arthropoda, Insecta, Ephemeroptera, Baetidae. The record is from RefSeq and is a predicted model, not a curated record. Gene Ontology annotation, molecular function: serine-type endopeptidase inhibitor activity. The transcript has 2 exons.
CUACUGCAUCCUGCCGGUCACGUGGGUUGCUAAUAAUAACAACAAAAAAUCCAGAAUCAACUGCGUGCAGAAGAACGCAUGGAGACGGCGGAGCACUGGAAAUCCCAGCGAAGAGAAGGGAGGGCAUGAGCACCAUUCAAAGAUCAGUCGGCGUCAGGCAGCGGUUGUAAGAGGCUGGAAGAGCGAUGUUGGACAAGUUUUUGGUGAUUUUUUGCCUGGUGGCUCUUUGCUGGGCCCAGCGCAGAGGAGGCGGCGGCGGUGGCGGCUUUUAUCCCGGGGGUGAGAGAGGAGCCGGUGCGGCCCAAUCUAAGUUCGGUGAAAUCGAAUUGCAGCUUUUGAAGCAUAUUUACGAAAGCGACCCUGAUGGCGGCAUCACCUUUUCUCCCCUCAGUAUCCGCACCCUGCUUGCCAUGUUGAGCGAAGGUGCCCAAGGGAAGACCAAAACGGACCUGGAGGAGGCCCUCGGGGACACUCGCAGCAUUCGUCGCGUCCUGGGCUAUUCGUCCCGAGGCGGAAUUGCGAUGGGCAACUCAUUCUACCUGAGCAACAACCUGAACAUCAACGAAGCUUUCAAGGAAAAGCUCACUUCGAGCUACAAAGCUGAAUUCCAGUACGCUGACUUUUCUCGUCCCCGCAGCGCUGCCUACAACAUCAACGAAUGGGUCAGGAGAAUCACCAACAAGGGCAUCUCCGAACUGAUCAGCCCUCAAUCCCUGAGUCCCGAGUCGGUCUUCAUGAUGGUCAACGCCAUCCACCUCACCGCCAAGUGGACAAAGAAAUUUGACUCGGAGGAAACUGUCACCGAUGGAAUUUUCUAUGAAAGCCACAGCGGUGAACUGAAGCCCAAACUCGCCGAGAUGAUGAGGAACUACGAGCACUUCCGUUACGGCACCGUUGAGAGCCUCAACGCCCAAGUCAUCGAGUUGCCUUUCCAGGUGCCCGAGAACCACGCUAUGUACGUGGUGCUGCCCACAGAUCCCAACGGACUAAAGGACUUGAUCAACAAACUCACCCCCGAAUCUCUUGGAGACAUCCUGAAGACCAUGAACAACCCCAUCCAACUGACUUUGUACCUGCCAAAAUUCAAGGCCUCCACCACCCAGAAUCUCAAGACCAUCCUCCCCGGUAAGGUCGCCCAGGUCUUCAGCCCGUCGGCUGACAUUUCCGGAAUCUCCCCUGACCGCAACAUCCAGCUGUCCGAGGUGCUGCACAAGGCCAACCUGAAGGUUGACGAAGAGGGUGCCACUGGGUCAGCCGCCACUGCCGUCCAGGCCAUCCUUCUUUCCAACACCCCUCAAAUCGUGAUGAACGUUUCGCACCCCUUCUUGUAUUUCAUUGCCGAGCAGGUCAACGAACGUCACUUUGAUUUUUACAGCUCGUCCAACCAGGAAAUCUAUUUUAUGGGCUACGUUUCUAAUCUUGACGAUUCCCGCGAGCUUCCUUCUAACUGGGGCCCUUUGCCACCCAAGCAGCCCUAUAAUCCGUACCAAGGCUACACCCAGGGCAACCGACGCCGCCCGGGCAACAAUCGCCGUGAGCGACAGAAUAAUUAAUUUUCUACGAAGUGGAACAAACGAAUCUCUAGAGCAUUCAAUUUACAAUUGAACAUAAUUCAUUUAUUAUUUUGUUUAAAUCUUUCUUUAAUAAAAUAUUAGAAAAAAAAAUACUUUUUCAAU